ACUUUUUUGACAAGUCUCUCUUUCUCAAAAGUCAACCCCUUAUUUUGCAAUACUGUAUUGUGAAUCUCUCUAUCAGGCCUUCGUAUUUCUCACAGACUGGAGUUUUUGUUUCAUAAAAUCUGAUAAAAGGAAAGAUGUCUAACCCUCAAGAUGACAAGCCCAUCGACCAAGAACAAGAAGCUCAUGUCAUUCUCAAGGUCAAGAGCCAGGAUGGAGACGAAGUCUUAUUUAAGAACAAAAAAAGCGCUCCACUUAAAAAGCUCAUGUAUGUUUACUGCGACCGCCGAGGUUUGAAAUUAGACGCAUUCGCUUUCAUUUUUAAUGGAGCUCGUAUAGGUGGCCUGGAGACUCCAGAUGAGGCAAAUCACUCUCUUUUUCAUUUCCCUUUUACAAUUUAUAUGUUUGUCAAAAGUGUAUCAUUUACUAAACCAAGAUUCUCCAAUUUUAAAGCUUGAUAUGGAAGAUGGAGAUGUGAUAGAUGCGUGCCGGGCGAUGAGUGGUGGUCUACGAGCAAAUCAGCGUCAGUGGUCUUAUAUGCUUUUCGAUCAUAAUGGGCUUUAAUUAGGAAUAAUUUGGCUGGCUUUGUGAUAUUUGACUACUUUCUUCAAGCAAAAUUACUUGAAGUUUAAAUCAUGGUCGGUUAUCGUGUGUGUAAAUGACUCAUGAGUGAUUGGAUCUUAUGAAUUAUGAUAUUAAUGGUAUCUGGUUACGGAUUUUUAGAAUCUUUGUACUUUGUUAAUUUUACAACCGUGAAUAAACAACUCAUCAAAAC
This is a messenger RNA of Arabidopsis thaliana (thale cress), 772 nucleotides long. RefSeq names its product small ubiquitin-like modifier 3 (gene SUMO3). The record is from RefSeq and is marked reviewed. The transcript is spliced from 2 exons. The coding region runs from base 135 to 455 and encodes 106 amino acids. NCBI's taxonomy places the organism in Eukaryota, Viridiplantae, Streptophyta, Magnoliopsida, Brassicales, Brassicaceae. Gene Ontology annotation, cellular component: nucleus; cytoplasm.